Aspergillus melleus is the source of this 653-nucleotide messenger RNA. RefSeq lists its product as uncharacterized. NCBI's taxonomy places the organism in Eukaryota, Fungi, Ascomycota, Eurotiomycetes, Eurotiales, Aspergillaceae. The record is from RefSeq and is a predicted model, not a curated record. The transcript has a single exon. Bases 38 to 607 code for a protein of 189 amino acids.
CAAGCACCUGGAAGGCCAGCAACAUCCACUAUGUCUUAUGAUCGCACCUUCUAACGCACCCACUGUCAAGCUCACUAUGACUGACUCAACCCAACAGAUUCGCGACCAUAUUAUUCGCCAGAUUCGAGUAAUCCUUUUUGAGUUCCUGCGAGAUGUCGGUUCAGGCACGAUGCGAAUACUUGGUGAUACUCCGAAUAGCAUUCUUGAUCCUGAAGAUUACUUAGGAUCCAUACGUCCAUUUGCCUCAACGGUCCAGGAAUGCCUUCAUGAAUAUUAUACCAACAACAAGACCUGUUUCGUCGCUGUGAAUAUUUACCGUGGAAAGCACUCUUAUGUCGUGGUCGAUCUUAAUAAUACUGAUUAUAACUAUCACACGGCUCAUGAAUGCAAAACGUUGAUACCUGUUUAUGUUCUUCGCCUUUCGAAGAGACAACCGACGAUUUUCAGAAAACGAGAGCUAGAUGGACCAAUCGCCGAGACCCUCAGGAUCAUGCAUAAUGGCCAUGGUCAGGAUCCUCUACCUUUGUUUGACAACUAUUACGACGAGAAUAGCCAAUAUGGCAACCCACGCAGCCUUCAAAAAUCAUCUCUGGAAUAUCUGCUCUGAACCGGUCGAUGCAAUUGUAUUGUAUCUACACAGACAUCAAGCGCAA